Messenger RNA from Cadophora gregata, 459 nucleotides. RefSeq lists its product as uncharacterized. The transcript has a single exon. The coding region runs from base 1 to 459 and encodes 152 amino acids. The record is from RefSeq and is a predicted model, not a curated record. NCBI's taxonomy places the organism in Eukaryota, Fungi, Ascomycota, Leotiomycetes, Helotiales, Ploettnerulaceae.
AUGGAGCACGUCGACAAAUUUGAUCUCACUCGCUUCAUCACAGCUCAAGAAAGACAAUAUCCUCGGGCACUAUCAGAGAUCCGCCGAGGCAGAAAGACAACCCACUGGAUCUGGUAUAUCUUCCCAUCACUCAUCGGCAUAUCAACAUCAGCCAAGGGCAACAAAUAUGCAAUUUCCAGCCUCGAAGAAGCGCAAGCAUACCUCCAACAUCCUGUACUAAAUUCACGUCUUAUCGAGAUCACUCAAGCGGUAUUAAAUUCAUCCACCGCGAGCAUUCUCAAGCUCAUGGGAUCAGUUGUCGAUGUCACCAAGAUGCACGCGAGUAUGACGCUCUUUCUUCGUACCGAUCCGGAGAAGAAGGUUUUUGAUUUCCAGGCUGUUCUGAACAAGUACUACGAUGGGAGUGCGCAUGAGAAGUCAGAUGAGAUUCUUGGGGCUGGAAUCGAAGACGAGAGCUGA